GGAGGGGAGUUUGGGGGGGGGGGGGAGCGAGAGCCGCGGCUGCCCGCGAGUAACCCCGGCGGCGGGCAGCGGCCGUGACGCGCUCCCCCCCCCCCCCCCCUCCGCGUCCGUCCUCCCCCCCCCCCCUCCCCUCCCCUCCGCGGCGUCCCCAAGAUGGCGGCGCUGAGCAAAUCCAUCCCCCACGGGUGCUACGAGAUCGGGCACACCUGGCAGCCCCGCUGCUCCCUCGCCGUCCUGCACGUCACGCAGGGGGCGCUGGCCGAGUCCCUCCGCAUCUACGGCACCCUCUACCUGAUUGCAGCUAUUCUCAGGAAAAGAAAACUUGACUAUUAUUUGCACAAGCUGCUACCUGAGAUCUUGCAAUCAACCUCCUUUCUGACAGCAAAUGGGACCUUGUAUAUUGCUUGCUUUUGCAUUCUAAGGAAACUACUUGGAAAAUUCUACUUUUGGUCUCCUGGUUUUGGUGCUGCUUUACCAGCUUCUUACAUGGCUAUCCUCAUUGAAAGGAAAAGCAGGAGAGGACUCCUCACAAUUUACAUGGCCAAUCAAGCCACAGAAACGUUGUUCCGAAUGGCGGUAGCAAGAGGAGCUAUUACACCUUUAAGACACGGAGAAGUACUGUUGUUCUGCAUCACAGCUGCUCUGUUCAUGUUCUUUUUCAGCAGGGGAAUGUGGAGAACCAAAUUUAUUGCUGUGGCUCCUCGGUUCUUCUGCUGCUUUAGCUCCAGCCUCAACUCUCGCCAAAGCCAGGCUGAGAGCAGCGAGCGUUUCUGCUCCGUUAUCAGGUGCAAAGAUGGCUUGAAAGGAUUUACAUACUCUGCACUGAAGUUCAUUGUAGGGAAAGAAGAAAUCCCAACUCAUUCAUUUUCACCUGAAGCAGCAUUUUCAAAAACAGAUAGAAAGAUAAAGCAUUGUGAAAAAAUAUCACAACGAAUGAACUUAUUGGCUCUAACAAAAAAGCUCAUGGACAAAGUGUGCAAACAUGGCCCAAGGCAUAGAUGCUGUAAACACUAUGAAGAUAAUUGCAUUUCAUAUUGUAUUAAAGGCUUCAUUAGGAUGUUUAGCAUUGGUUACCUGAUCCAGUGUUGCCUUCGGAUUCCAUCCACCUUCCGGCAUCUAUUUACAGAGCCAUCCCGGCUACUUUCACUCUUCUACAACAAGGAAAAUUUCCAGCUUGGAGCUUUCCUGGGAUCUUUUGUCAGUAUAUACAAAGGUACUAGUUGCUUCCUGCGCUGGGUACGAAACCUAGAUGAUGAGCUUCAUGCACUUGUAGCUGGGUGUCUAGCAGGAAUUUCUAUGAUGUUCUACAAAAGUACUACUAUCUCUAUGUAUCUGGCGUCCAAAUUAGUAGAGACUAUAUACUUCAAAGGCAUUGAAGCAGGGAAGGUUCCCUAUUUUCCUCAUGCGGACAGCAUCAUCUAUGCCAUUUCUACAUCAAUAUGCUUUCAGGCAGCUGUCAUGGAAGUUCAGAAUCUGAGACCUUCAUACUGGAAAUUUCUUUUACGACUAACGAAGGGCAGGUUUGCUUUGAUGAACAGGAAAGUUUUAGAUGUAUUUGGUACUGAAGCAUCUAAGAACUUCAAGGAUUUCACGCCUAAGCUUGACCCGAGAUACACUGUUGUACCACCAGAGCUACCUCUGGAGCUAUCUUGAAGAUGAUAGUAUACCUUGUCAUUGAAUGUGAUCAGCGUUUUGUCCUGAAAAGUUAAUUAACUUAACAGUCAUAUAUAUGGAGGAGGGCUUGGGCUCCACUUCAGUAUUAUUUCAAUGAGAAAUGCUUUUUACCAAUCAAAAAUACUGGAGCUUUGUAGGAAAGUGUGGCUUAGUGAUUAAGCCCAUUCCACAUACAGCAUAUAUUUCUGGGUUACUGUAGUUGGUUGACAGUAUGGUAGAUUCCUGAAUGAAUUAAACAAAUGAGUAAUAUAUUUAGAGAAGUAAAACAUACAUAAAACAUAAAUAUGCAUAAUAAUUUCAAAAAUUCUAUAGUCCAGACCAGAAGAAUAUUUCUUGGUAAAACUAAAAGCAAUUUUGGGUUUAGAAAGGAAGACAUAAAGCAUAGGUUAGGUCCAGAAUUGUUCCUGAUCUUAAAACUAUUGUAGUCUGGUAAAAACGUCUCCUUGUCUUUCUAAAUUGCGUUGCUGAUUUAUCUGAAACGAGCCACUGCCCACUCAUUAUUUAAAAAGACAAUAUUUUUACAGAGCUAUGGUUGCAAAGUAAGGCAUUCCUUAGUAAAAAAAAAAAAAAAAAGGAAAAAAAAAAAGAAAAAAACAAAAAAGCAUAUUAGUGCAGAAAUCACAUUCCAGGGCUGUAAAUCCCAGUGACGAUAUGGAUAACAGACAAGGAAAAUAAAAAGGCAAUACCAGUGACUUGUGCGCCAUAAGGAGCAGCAGGGUGUGGUGGUUUGUAUCUGCCAAGUGGAAAAUGACAAAACAGGCAGGGGAAGGAAUGAAAUGUUUCAGCCUCCGAGAUGGUGCUGGAAACAGCAGACGGUUACAAAAAUAAAAAAGCCAAGAACAAAACAAAACAAAAAAAUCCUCCAAAAUAUCCUGAAAUUAAAUGUUUAUUUUUAACGGGCUUGACGUUGUCCAUUUAGAUGGCAUUGGCUUGUUUGUCAAGCUGCAUACCAGCUAGCAUUUCUAGUGGCCUUUAAAAGGGAACUGACCCCUGAGGUUAGAUUGUUUUGACGAUCAUAUUAAUAGUAUUUUUACCUUGUACUUGGAGAAUGGUUUUCUGUUGGCCCAUCAGACAGCCGUGACUGUGACAGUUACUUUAAACUUAAUAUAGUACUCAAUGCAAAUAAAUACCUAUUCAAAUUCCAUCUCAUUUUUACCCUGCGUAUAUUUCUACAGAUAAUAGUUUGUGUUCUAAAGCAAGACCUUGACAUGCUAAUUGCCUUUUUGCUUUUGGGGGCUUUUUUUUUUUUUUAAACUAGAGUCCGUUCAGGUGAUGCUGAAUGGUGUUUGCUACCUUAGAGCUUAAUGGAAAGAUGAACUAUGUUCACAUUCAACUGAAAAGACACAUGGUAAGCUAGGGAAUAAAAAUUACAGUAGGUUGCAUGUAUUUUAAAAAGAAAAACAAAGAAGUAAUCAAUGUUUCUGUUGGAAGUCUUUGUCAGAUAAUAUGAAUUGGAUUAAUUAAUAGAAUCUUUGUCUUGUAACACUGUAAUCCUACCCCAGCCUUAUGCAUAUUUUAAUUGCCAUUAGUUUAAUUUCCUGUUACUGACUAAACAGUAAUUUUUAUUGGAUUUACAGAGAUGUCAUGAAAAUUGUACCAGUCUGUGCACAAAAUCUGCUUCUUCAUCAGCUACUGCAACAGUGAUGCUUUAUCAUUGUUUCUAAAGGUGCUUCAACCUUUAAAACAGCAGUUGUCCAGUUAGCGUGAAUACGAUUCUACAAGCUAGUUUGUAUGCAAUAUUUUAUUGCUUGAAAUAUUAUAUUAAAAUUCCUCAAAAGGAAAUAAAAGUUAAUUCAACAAGAAGUUUAAGAGGAUCGUAAAAAAUUUGUAGUGUUUUUCCACUGGAAUAUGGUCUAAAAUAUUUGACCAUGUAAAGUCUGAAAAGUUAUAUAUUUUAGGUAAUAUGUUAGAACUCACACAAUAUAUUAUAAAUACUUUCUAGUGUAACUAUAUACUGUUCUCAGACUUCAAAAUAUUUUAUAAAUGGAUUAAUUUUCUUCACUGGAAUGACAAUUGUGAUUGUUUCUCUAUUUGAGUUAAAAAAAAUGCAAGUACUACAUCUCAGCAGCUAAACAAGUUUUGUCUAAGUUUUCUUGCUUCCAGAAUUCACAGUCCUUGUUUUAUUUUCAUGUAAUAUAAAAAAUAAAAAAACUUAAAUUAUUUUUAUUCAAAUCAAGUAUAUGUAAGAAAAAAAAAAUAAAGUCCUAAUGUUUUUCCCAAUAAUAAACUGUUGCUGCUUGAAAAAAGUGA
Molecule: messenger RNA, 3924 nt
Organism: Cygnus olor (mute swan)
Lineage: Eukaryota; Metazoa; Chordata; Aves; Anseriformes; Anatidae
Gene: TMEM135
Product: transmembrane protein 135
Exons: 16
Coding region: 154-1653 (499 amino acids)
Source: RefSeq, a predicted model, not a curated record